Haliotis rubra (blacklip abalone) is the source of this 1819-nucleotide messenger RNA. RefSeq names its product STAGA complex 65 subunit gamma-like. Gene Ontology annotation, molecular function: transcription coactivator activity; protein heterodimerization activity. NCBI's taxonomy places the organism in Eukaryota, Metazoa, Mollusca, Gastropoda, Lepetellida, Haliotidae. The record is from RefSeq and is a predicted model, not a curated record. Gene Ontology annotation, cellular component: SAGA complex.
UGGCCUUACUGUAAACUUCCGGUUGUAUGUGGAGACCGUGGAGAAAAUGAAUACUCACUGGGGCGAGAUUCCGUCUGUCCCGGAGGCUGACUCUGGAAUAAUAGCCUUAGAAAGAGAGCAGAUGACCAAACCAAGACCAAUGGAAGUUGAAGGACCUCGCCUUCAUCAACCAUCGAGUCGACAUUAUCCGCCAUCGAACGAUCCCUUACCUGCUGACCACUUCCAGAUGGACCCUGUAACACUUCACACAAUUCAGCUGAUACAUCAUGCAAAGAAGAUGCGGCCCCUCAUCCACAGUGUCCAGCAACAACAAAUAGAAAAUAAGAACAGUGAAGGAGACAUUACAUUUCCGACAGCACCGCCCAUCCCAGAAUUUGAAGGACCAGAACCAAAACAUGAGCUUCAAAGACCAAUUCCAUUCAUGCCAAGAGAUUUCAACAGUGACUUUGCCCGAGAGGGACAGCCCCCUCCAAGGAUAGAUGAGGUGACGAACAGGAAGUUGCUCAGACGCUCUGUUGCUGCUCUCUGUGCACAUGUUGGGUUUGAUACCUGUCCUGAGUCUGUGUUGGAGACGUUGACAGACAUUCUCCACGAGUAUUACCUGCAGAUGACGAAACACCUGCGUGUAGCAGCAGACACAGCUGCACUCAACCAGUAUGGGGGAUUUCCUGAUAUAGUGGAGCAGGUGUUCCAUGAGAUGAGCAUCGGCAGCGUGACUUCACUACACGACUUCUACCAGACGCGGGUCAUUGCACACCACCAGAACAUGCAGGACACGUGUCGCCACCUGUUGGCGGAAUAUGAAAAACUCAAACAAAAGUCCAAGGAUUCUCAGCCUGAUACCUUCCACGUCAUUAGAAUAAAGGAUGAACCAUGUGCAGAAAUCCAGUUUCCCACACUGGAUGAGAAUGACGAGGUGAACGAAGCUGAACAGCUGCUGCAGCUGGAAGGUUUUGCAGCUGGGUUUGCUAUAACUGUGGAGCAGGAGACGGCGGAGGGGCUGACGACAGAGGUGGAGUCCAAGUGGUCGCAGGCCAUGGCAGGCAAAUCAGAUCCUAAUGAUCCUAAAGUGAAGACGGAGGAUGGGUACGAUGAAGUGGGGAGUGUAUCUGUGACUACAACGGACCAGCUGAGUGAUGACAACGACCCUGGCUCCAUCCCUGUAUCUGACAUCCUGUCACCACCCUCAAUCACCAGCAAACCAAGCAAGCCCAAGAAGAGGAAAAGAUGAGAAUAAUGCUGGAUAAGUAGUGGAUACUGAAGGAAUACUCUGAAUAGCUAACAGAAGGAGUAAUGUUAACAUGCUUAAAGUGACAUUGACAGUAAGGUACACAUCAGCCUGUACUUAACCCAGCACUCCGAGAUAGACUGUGGUGCUUAUCACCUGUAUGGAGGCAUCUGUGAUGGAUUAUCUCCCUUGUGUCACCCACAACUUCAAGAAUGACAUCAUGGUGAUGAUUUUCUGUGUGUGGACCACAUGAAAUGUGAGAUGAGACUUGACAUCGCAUUGAAAAGUGCCGUGGGAUGGACAUUAAUCAUUUCAAAGACUUCCAGGAACUAGAGAUGAGAGAUAUAUACAUUUCUGGCUACAUGCUAAAGCACAAAUAAAACUCAAAAUUGAAAAGAAACAUGUAAUGCUUGGUUACCCAAAUAAAAACAAUGAUCCAAUAAAUAUCAUCUUAAUUCUCUUCAAGGAACUAAUUUUUCGAAAUAAGUUUAACAACAUGAUGCCAUCUUUUAAAGUUUUUCAACAUAAACUGUUUGAAUAUUAUAUGUUAACAAAGUGUUCGUCAAUCAAUAAUUAGUUGUAAUAUCAAUG